Molecule: messenger RNA, 3444 nt
Organism: Pundamilia nyererei
Lineage: Eukaryota; Metazoa; Chordata; Actinopteri; Cichliformes; Cichlidae
Gene: vps9d1
Product: VPS9 domain containing 1
Exons: 17
Coding region: 95-2185 (696 amino acids)
Biological process (GO): vesicle-mediated transport
Cellular component (GO): endocytic vesicle; cytosol
Molecular function (GO): guanyl-nucleotide exchange factor activity; small GTPase binding
Source: RefSeq, a predicted model, not a curated record
UGAAGCGGUAGAGGGCGCUGUGUAGCCUACCCAGUAAAAACGAGGAAGAAGAGGCGGAACCAACGUAAAACGAAGAAGGGGCACCAGGGUAACCAUGGCUAAAGUUGACAGCGGAGCGAAGCCACUACAAAAUGCCAUGAAAAUGGCCAAAGUGGCAAUACAGCUGGACGGAGGGAACAGACACAAGGAAGCUUACUGUGAAUACCUCCGGACCAUCAACUACAUAUCACAUGCACUUUUGGAGGAAGCUGUUUCACAGAUGGAAAAGGAGAUGGUGUCAGUGGAAGUGGCUCGGAUGUUGACCCUAGCUGAGCAGUGUCUGGAGCGAGCCAAGUCAUUUGUAGGGAAGAGCACCGAGCCCCCCGACCUGUCAGCUUCUGCUUUCUCUUCGGGUUCACCUGGCCUACCAGAGCCCCAUCAGACUGCGGUCGUCCCUGCCUCUCACACUGCAGACACUGUCACAGUACCUGUGGGUGGUGCUCCUGUGGCCACAGACCAUAAAUCCUCGAGUCCCAGAGUGAGCGGUCACAGCAGGCUGUUGUCAGACGAAGCCGAGGAGCCCUCACCUUUCCUGCCUCCCGAAGUCUUCCACAAACUACAAGCAGAAGCGUCGCAGGACACGGGCAAAAAGGAGCUGACACCCAUCGAAGAAGCCUCACGUUUGAACCAGAAGCUGAAAGCUAAUUACGAAGCUCGCCUGGCGAGACUCACACCUGGUCAAGCCUACCAGAAGACAUCUUUGACACUCUCUCUCCAGCGGCAGAUGAUGGAGAACCUCAUCAUAGCCAAAGCCAGGCAGGAUGCUCUACAGCGGAAGAUGGAGGACAGAAGACUGAGGCUGCAGGAAGAGGCCAACAGGAGAUUUGCAGCAUCUGGGGCAAUGACUCCAGAGGAGCGAGAGCAGCGUAUUCUCUACACCAAUGUUCUGGAAUAUGAACAGGACCAUGAUUGGCCCAAACAGUGGAAAGCCAAAAUGAAGAAGACUCCUGAUGUCUCGUUAGUGUCAAAUCUGGUCUCCUACCUGCUCAGCCGGUCCGACCACCCAGUUGUGAAGCUGCUGAGGAAACAUCAGUACCGAGUUUACAACCGGCUGUACCCCAUCGUUAGUAAAGGUCUCCCUAAGAGUCCCGCCAUGCCACUGAGACCACGUCACAGCAUUCACAACCCACUUCAUCCAGAGACUCCGAAGAGACCAGUCAGGACAGCAUGUAGUACCCAAAGUGUAAAGAGCUUCAGCACAGACUCCUUGAUUUCUCCCUCGCGCUCCCACAACCUCAUCCCUAAAUAUGAGGAGGAAGAGGCGGAGGAGCCCAGCGAGCAGGGGACAAUGGACCGGGAGAACUCAUUUGAAGAUCUGGAGCAGUUUGUGACUCAGAUGGAUUGGGUUCAACCCCCCAGCAGCACAGACGACACUGCCUCGGAUUCAGAUUCGGUCUGCGAUUUUUCUGUGCCGCUGGAGCAGGAUGAGAGCCACGUCCAGGAGCUGGAGAAGAGAGCGCUUAAAGAAAACCUGAAAGCUGUCGUCAAGGACGUUCAUAUUGCAAUCGAUCAGCUUCUGUCUUUGUGUUUGCUGUCCUUUGAGUGCCUAAACACUGCCAGCUUUAAGGACCUGUGUCUCGCCAGCAUUGAGGAAGCCUUCUUCACACCCCUGUGGAGCGCCCUAGUGGCUCUUUUCAGGAAGGUGUAUGUAGAAAGGGAGGAGGCCUACGAGACCAGUGUGAAGCUGUACAGCGAUGUUUCACCUAGAGAUAUCGGCAUUCCCUUGAAACUGUUUCCCCAAAAUACCGGUUCCCCACAAGGUUCCUACCCCUACGGGUCUGCUAUCCAGGAGCUCAAACUUCUCAUUCAUGACCGAUGUCCACAGAGGAAACUGGAAUGCAUUGUGAGGACGUUACGCCUGAUCUGUGCCUGUGCUGAGGAUUACAGGUGUCUUCAUGAAGGGGACACAACUCCCAAAACAGCGGCCAUCGGUGCAGACGACCUGUUACCCAUCCUGUCCUACGUGGCUCUGCGGUGUCAGUGUCCUCAGCUGGUGUCUGAAUGUGCUGCUUUGGAGGAGUUCAUUCAUGAAGGCUAUUUGAUAGGAGAGGAGGGAUACUGCCUCACCUCCAUGCAGAGUGCUUUGGCCUAUGUUGAGUCUCUGCAGCCCGGCGUAGCUCAGCUUCCUGCGGGAAAGCUUAUAUGAAACAGGCUGCUGCACAUCCUUCCGUUCACCCCGUGACCCCUGCUGCAGUACAUAAAGGCUCCAGCUGAACCUGCAGCUCCCUGAAACUGCAUAUGCAUAUUUUCUUGCACACAUACAGACGUACGUUACAUUUAACCAACCAGAGGGACUAAACUGGUGCCGGUGAGCCUUUUUGACCCCAUCAGCGCCUGCUUUGGGACCUGUUGUGUUUUCAGACUGGUUGAAGUUGGACUUAUUCAAGGAUUGCUGUGUUUGCUGUCCAGACUUCUUCGCACACGCCUUUCUCUGCAGAAAGGAUUGAACUACUACUUCUCUCCAUCUCAAAUGAUUUUGACCUUUUUGUGUCCGCGACCUGAGCGCGGCACGAUGACCGCUUCCCUGCAGGGACUGACAGGCUCCUCCAACUAUGAGGCAAAUGCUGUAACAGAAGGCAAAUAUUCAUGUGUUAACAUGUUACUGAGAAUAAUUAGCGUGGGCUUCAUUUACUCUCUCCAGCCGAUGAAAGAAAACAGCGUUGCUAAUGCUGAUUUCCACCUUUAUUGGCACCAGUUGGACUAAUUGUUGCUCUAUUUCAAGUAUGUAGUUAUUAAAAUGCAGUUUAAUAAGAGCAGUUGCUGUUUGUAGCUCACAUUCCAGUUAUGCAUGAAUGACUUUAACUUCAGAUUUCCUAAACUCAUCGACUUACAAGUUCCCCAGCACAGCUGCACGUUGGUGUUUCAGCUUCCUCUGCUUCCAGAGGGGAGGGGCUGAGCAUUUAUCCACAGGAGGCUUGGAGUGAAGUGAUGUUUAUGUACAGUAAGACGAAUAAAACUGUCGCAUCGGCAUCAAAGAAAAGCAGUGUGAAUGGGGCUUCAAUGAGGAAAAGGGAUAACGUGUCAAAACUUAAUCAUCUGAUUCAGGAAACGAUUAAAAUGUGAAGGAGUUUGAUUUUAAAAGCACUACUGAAGUUUACAGUGUGGGGUGCGUGCUUAGACUGAGAUUUGGAAAGUCAUCUGUUCUAGGGAAACUCUUUUUAAAGGAAUGACGCACAUUUAUAAUUUUUGAAUGCUUGUGUGUGUUUUUGAGGCAUUCAGAGGUGAGGUUGUGUUGGAUGUUCAGACGGACUCGGUGAUUGGUGGAGAUGUAGUGGAGGAGGAGCUCUGCAGUGUUUAGGUUGGGUUUUACUAACUGCAGGCACUCGGGUUGCUUUUCUCCUCAUGUGGAUGUUUUCCUGCACACUCACAUUAUCCAGGUUAUUUCAUAGCUUUUUUUGUAUCAUA